AUGUUGUCCGUUGUUUAUCGUCUCAGAAGAGGCGCCAUUGUUUGGGGAGUUUUGCAGAGUUGCCGCGCCUAUCAUGCGACCAUUGGCUGCCGCCGGCGCCCAUCUCAGUGGUCGGGUGGUCACGGCAAGUCACGGGUAGCGGGGAAACUGGCAGCGGCAGUAGCAACAGCAGCAGGAACGGCACGUACGCCACCAAACAGCACUAGCAAAGCAGGCAGGCAAUUGGGUCACAACAACAGUGGCACAAGCGACAGUUGCGAAGAACACUCGUCUCUGGCGGGGCCGACGUCGCCACAGGCGUAUAUGUACCGCUUGCGGCAUGGACGUUUUGACGAUCUUACGAUGCUUUUAUCAACACCGUACGUGGCACCACCAUUGCGAAUCUUAACGGACGUGCUUUGUGAGGUGAUGCAGUUGAAGCUACGCUUGGUGUCUGGAGAAGGUGGUGAUGUUGAUGGUAUUGCGGGCAGGACUGACGCAUGGGAGGCACUCCAACGCAUGACGCAUACGCUUUCUGACCCAAUUUCAGUUCGGCAGGUGCUUUCAAAGGCGAUUCACGCGGUAGCCGAGGUGACCGAAGCGGCGUCCGCGGUGGGGGACCUGAUUAGCGAGCAGGAACUUCAACGAGCGUUGUACGAAAUCGAAUUUUUUGUUGCUCAACUGCGGCAGUGGAAUGCCACAAUGAAGACCGCCCUUUCCGUUGCUUCCCCGCGCGCGGAGGAUGCCAAGUAUUUGCAUUUGUUGGGUUGGGACCUACCAAAUGUUGUUAUGGCGGAGAUUUGGCAUGCCCUGCUUGAGCUAUGCAGCCUAACGGGAGCCUUUGACAUUGCGGUGGAGUCUCUCAACCACCUCAUUGAAUUGAGCGAGCUCGUGGAGCGCGUAGAUGCGAAGGGGAAAGGAAAUGCAGUGCGGUGGCAUGGGAACGAUAAUGGCAAGCAUGGAAAUAAGGAAACCGAAGAAGAGCACCAGCCUUACGGUUUUACGUUAGACAGUGUGGUGGAGGUGGUGGAGGAUGAGGUGCGACACGCUUUUUUACCCGUGGUGGCGCUUGAUCAUAUUCGAGCCAUGCGAAGCUGCGAACUUACACGCGAAUUUGAUGUUGCUCACAUGUUAUUUUUACGGUACAUGCAGCAUGCCCGGGGUGGUGUGUUUCGUUUGACAGCCGGUGACAUUACGACUGCGUUAAUUUCUCUCGCACACAGCUGCAGUAACACGGCUCACUUUGCAAUGUUACAGGAACUUUUUCUCGAGAGUGAAGCCGAUCAGGUGGUAGGUGUCUCGGUAGAGUUGUAUACCGCUAUUAUUGACGCUGUAAGCCGGGCGAACGAAAAUCCACAGUGUAUGGCAAUAGCCCUUGCACUUUACCGUCGAUUACGGGACGGGGGCCUUGCACCUACGGCUGACACUUACGCUGCUCUCAUGGCCUGCUGUGCCGCCACAAAGGAGCCGACGCAGGCAUUUGCUUUCUACCACGAGGCAAGGCACCGGUGCGGGGUUCAGAGUCUCUCCCCAAUGGUGUACACCAAUUUGCUGCUGGCCUACGUCAGAGCCGGCUACGCCGCGGAUGCGCAGGCGACGCUGGACGUGCUUGUGGAGGCUGGUGCCCCGCUUUCUCGAGGUACAUUUCACGCCGUGUUAUCGGCUACAUUGACGCUGCGGGAGGCGGAAAAUGUACUCAGACUCAUGGAGACACGAUACAAUAUCGCACCAACGCCACAGACGUACGCGUACCUGCUUCAGGCAGCAAGCGCAAAACCUAACGGUGCUUCAACCGUCCUCCAGAUGUUUGACUGGCAUGAGUUAGCCUUGAAGUCUCUCGCGAAGGGCGACAAUGUCGUUCUACACGGAAUGUCAAAGACACUACUUGAUGGGCAUUCAAGUAAGACGGCGAUAAGCACAAGUUCGUUGGCCAUGUCGUUAGAAGGUGACCUUUUGGCACGCUACCCGGCCUAUGCAGAGGCGGUUGAAAACGCGCUAGUGCGACUGCGAGUUGACCCUGCGGCGGAUCCAAGUCUAGAACCCUAUCUGCGUCCACUACUUCGUUUGGCUCAGCUGCGCAUGAAUGACUUCACUGGGAUGACUCCACAAGUGCCUACACGAAUUCCAAAAGGGAUGGCAAUCGCGGUCCUAGCAGCGGAUGUCCUUGCAAAUAUUGAGGAGUGGUUUAUGCCAUUUGCCUCGUACUACUCUGCGGUGGUGAUUCCGUACACUUCUCUUGUGGCGCUGCGAGGCGGGGGUGGGCGGCGAUUGGAUGGGACCUUUGAGAAGGGCACACAGCAGUUGUUAAACGACCCACUGUGGCGAGAGACGGGAUCAGAGCAGCAAGCCAUGCUGCAGAGUCGGCGGCGCGCCCUGCUAAAGUUUCUGGAAACGUAUCAUGACGUCAUUCAUUUGGUUUCUUUGGGGGAAGAGCUGGCGCUGAGCCGUGAUUGCGAGCGGUAUGGUAUUGGUGUGCGAAAAACAUUUUCCCGUUGUGCCGCCUUUGCGCUAAACUUGGCACGCCUCGACGUAGCACACGGAACAAAGGUGUACGCCGAGCAGGCGUGCAACGUUGUCUUGGUCUCGGCAAGCUUUGACGGGUGUGGAAAGUAUGUGGUGGAUCUGAAACAAGAGAUUUUCCACGGCACAAAGGACGGCAACAAGCUCCGCGGUUUGGCAGAUGGGCUGCAGCGGGUGUGGUACCAUAAUCCGCGCACAAGCCCGCAGUGGCGGCCACCUCAGGUGUCUGUCACAUCGCUCAUCCACCCCGCCGUGGAUCGAGCCUCGUACGAGCAAUGUCGUUGA
Messenger RNA from Trypanosoma rangeli, 2784 nucleotides. RefSeq lists its product as uncharacterized. The coding region runs from base 1 to 2784 and encodes 927 amino acids. The record is from RefSeq and is a predicted model, not a curated record. The transcript has a single exon. NCBI's taxonomy places the organism in Eukaryota, Euglenozoa, Kinetoplastea, Trypanosomatida, Trypanosomatidae. Gene Ontology annotation, molecular function: protein binding.